Drosophila teissieri is the source of this 644-nucleotide messenger RNA. RefSeq lists its product as uncharacterized. The transcript has a single exon. Bases 32 to 499 code for a protein of 155 amino acids. NCBI's taxonomy places the organism in Eukaryota, Metazoa, Arthropoda, Insecta, Diptera, Drosophilidae. The record is from RefSeq and is a predicted model, not a curated record.
GAGCGAGUGUCGCAGUGCGAAGAAGUCGGCGAUGAAGCAGUUCCUGGUGGCCUUACUGGCCGCCCUAUUGGUGGCCGCCGUCCAGGGCGGCAUUCUGGGCAGGAUUUUCCACAAGGAGUCCACCACUACAACAACCACGACCACGGAGGAGCCCCGCCGACCCUUCUUCAUCAACAACAAUGUGCCCGUCAUACCGCAGGACUGUUCGGCGCAGUUCAAGUGCAAGAAGAAGUUGGCCGAUGUGCCGGCUCCGCGACCCUGUGUGAAGUACUGCCUCCACCGGAUCAGCUGUCCCAAUGACCAGAACACCUUGGGCACGCCCAACCAGUGCGUCGAUCUCGACGAGCAACAGGUCCACGCAGCCCUUGUGGCAGCCACGGCGUCGCCGGGCGACGGCAGUGCCACCACCGAGAAGCCCAUGAUGGUGGCCAUGAUCGACUUCCCCUGCCAGCCGGGCUAUCUGCCCGACCAUCGUGGUCGCUGUCGGGAGAUCUGGUGAUUCCAUUCCAUUCUGUUGGCUUCCGUGACACGUGUUUGCUGCAUAAUUAUAUACCUGUGGAAUUUUUUGUUUUUAUAUGCAUAUGCCUGCGCUGAAUAUAAUCAAAUCACAAUAAAACCCAAAAGAUCAGGCCCGUGUAUUCGAA